Hypanus sabinus (Atlantic stingray) is the source of this 5680-nucleotide messenger RNA. RefSeq names its product NACHT, LRR and PYD domains-containing protein 3-like. The transcript has 23 exons. Lineage: Eukaryota; Metazoa; Chordata; Chondrichthyes; Myliobatiformes; Dasyatidae. Gene Ontology annotation, cellular component: cytoplasm. The record is from RefSeq and is a predicted model, not a curated record. The coding region runs from base 322 to 5013 and encodes 1563 amino acids. Gene Ontology annotation, molecular function: protein binding.
UUUCCUUCCGUCCGGAGUUUGGGGAAAGUUUUCACCAGUCGAGAGAGGCUCCCGGCUCACCGCCGUGAAGCCGCACCCCGCUCUGAGGAAUGUCUGCAUGUUGGAAUCCGCACUGUGGACAGACAGCAGCUUGCGCACAGAAAACUGCGCUGUGAGUCUCACAGAACAGCAACCCGGCCCUUCCCCAGCUUCUGGUAACUAAUCUUCGUCUGACUGUCUGAGAUGAAUUUGGAAGAAAACGACUUGAAAACAUAUCCACACGGAGACUGUACAUUCUUGGUAAACUAAGAGCAGCAUAAACUGGGCACAGCUGUCCUCAAAAUGGCUGAAGGUGCGAGCAGUGAAGGAGUUCCAGUGAUGUCAACAUCAGGAAAGGACGCAGGGCCGAGCUCAGUGAUCAGCGAGCUCCUGGCAAGCUGGGACGAUUUCCAGCUGCUGACGGACUUCUACCGGGACAGGCUGGAGCAGGCGAUGGAAGGAGGGGUUCACGGAGUGAGCCUGGCGUUAACGGCCGAGAAUCAGUUCAGCGGAGAGGAACAUCGGAAAAUCUCUGAUCUCGCUGAUAAGGGAGAGCGGGCGGACAGUUCUAAAUUCCUCCUGAGCCUGGUGAUGGAGAAAGGCUUCUGCGCCCAGAGGGUGAUGUGGGAAACCUUUGUGAAAAUGCGGAAAGAUGUUCCAAUGUUGGACAAAAUACUGAAGGAAAUACAGAUAUAUGGUCGUGAUCCCUCCCAACAACCAAUUCCUGCUCGACAUUUACUAAAGGUUCUCAGUGAGCUGAAAGAAGUUCAACAGAAACACAAGGAGACUCUGCGGGCACAAACUGAAACACUGAGAGUGAACACGAUCCUGAUGAGGGAGAAGGUGAAGGUUUUCCAACUGGUUGAUCGAUACGCUGAGCUCAUGGUCAUUUCUACUGUUCGAGAUCAGAGACUGGUGGAACAUGAGCUGCUGUCAAGAGGCAGAGACCACGAGGAGUGGAGAGAGAAGCAUCUCCACGGAGAGCUGGAAAAAAUCCAGUCUGAUCAGUUGUUCCAGGGCAACUUUUCAGGGUGUAAAUCCAAAUCUGGCAGCUCGGCAGCAGUGGCUGGAGUCUCAGGGAUCGGGAAAACAACAAUGAUACACAAGAUCGUUCAGGACUGGGCCAUGGGAAAAAUAUACCAACAGUUCCAGUUUGUGUUCAGCUUCCAAUUCCGCAAAUUAAGCACCAUUAACUGUCAAAUAAGCCUGACAGAACUGAUUCUGGAUCAGUAUCCUAAUUUUGGGAAUAUUCUGGGAGAGGUCUGGAAGAAGCCAGAGGGAUUGCUGUUUAUAUUCGAUGGUUUGGAUGAAUUCAAUGAGAAAAUUGAUUUUGAUGACAGUCAGAGAGACACAGAACCUCAGUACACAUGCACAGAUCCUGGCUCCAAGUGCAAGGUGUCCGACAUUGUGUACAGUUUAAUCCAGCACAAGCUGCUCCCAGGGUGUUCAGUGUUGGUGACCACACGUCCCGCUGGGCUACAUAUAUUGGAAAAGGCUAAGAUCAGUGUCUGGGCUGAAAUCCUGGGAUUUUCUAGUGAGGAACGGAAGGAAUAUUUCAUCAGACAUUUUGAAGAUCAGACGGUGGCGGAAGCUGUUUUCAAACAUGUGAAGGAGAACGAGAUCCUGUACACCAUGAGCUACAACCCCUCCUACUGCUGUAUUCUCGCUCUGGCACUGGGCCCCUUCUUCACAAGAAGAGACAGGGACCCUCAGCGAAUUCCCAAGACCAUCACCCAACUCUAUUCCUAUUAUAUUUAUAACAUCUUGAAAAGCCACGGCCGUGAAGUUGAGAACCCUCGUGAUGUGUUAUUCAGAAUUGGUCAGAUGGCCUUCAGAGGAGUGUCCGAGAAGAAGAUUGUUUUUACAGAUGGGGAUUUGAUCAACUACAAUCUGCAGCCUUCCCAGUUCCUGUCCGGGUUCCUGAUGGAGCUUUUGGAGAGGGAGGAUUCUGGCCGGUGUGUGGUGUACACAUUCCCACACCUCACUAUCCAAGAGUUUGUAGCUGCAGUCGCACAAUUCCUGAAUCCACAUCCCGGGGAUAUCCAGAAAUUCCUCACUGAAGCCCACAACAAAACAGAUGGACGAUUUGAGCUACUUCUCCGUUUUGUUGCUGGUCUUUCCAACCCAAUGACAGCUCGGGGCCUGGAGGAGUUCCUCCGUCCAUUUCCUCGUCAAACAACCUGCCGGGUGAUUAACUGGGUGAAGGAGGAGGUUAAACGUAAGAGUGGAAACAUGAGGAGUGAAGCUGGUAAAAGGAGCCUCCUGAUCACAUUGCACUACCUGUUUGAGUCUCAGAAUCAUGAACUGGCUCAGGCCACACUGCAGUCAGUGAAAAAACUUUCAUUCAGUGGAAUGACACUGACCCCGAUUGACUGCGCGGUCCUGUCUCAUGUCAUCAGACACUGUGAAACAAUAAAACACCUCGACCUGGACAACUGCCACAUUCAGUGUGAAGGAAUCCAGAGGCUGGAACCCGGGCUACAUAAGUGCCAAGAGUUGAGCCUUGGGUUGAAUGACCUGGGAGAUUCAGGAGUGAAACUGGUGUCUGCGGGUCUGAGGAACCCGGAGUGUAAAAUACAGAAACUGUGGCUCUUCGGUGUCGGUCUCACUGCUAAUGGUGCCAAGGACCUCAUCUCCACUCUAGGUACGAACCAAUUACUGACAGAGCUGAGUUUGAAUGACAAUAAACUGGGAGAUUCGGGAGUAAAACUGGUGUCGGCCGCUCUGAGGGUCUCGGAGUGUAAAUUACAGAAACUGUGGCUGAGGGAUGUCGGUCUCACAGAUUCUGGUGCCGAGGAUCUCGCCUCCACUCUCAGUACAAACCCAGCACUGACAGAGCUGGACUUGGGUGGUAAUAAAUUAAGAGAUUCAGGAGUAAAACUGUUGUCUGCGGCUUUACGGAACGCAAAGUGUAAAAUACAGAAACUGUGGCUCAGGGAUGUCGGUCUCACUGCUAAUGGUGCCAAGGACCUCAGCUCCAUUCUAAAUGUAAACCAAUCACUGACAGAGCUGAGUUUGAAUGACAAUAAACUGGGAGAUUCAGGAAUAAAACUGGUGUCGGCUGCGCUUCGGGUCUCAGAGUGUAAAAUACAGAAACUGUGGCUGUGGAAUGUCGGCCUCACAGAUUCAGCUGCCGGAGAUCUUGCUUCCGCACUUGGUAGAAAACCUUCGCUAAUGGUACUCAGUCUGAAUAAUAAUAAGCUGGGAGAUGCAGGAGUGAAACUGGUGUCUGCGGCUCUGAUGAAAUCAGGAUGUAAAUUACAGGAACUGGGGCUGAGGGAUGUCGGUCUCACAGAUCGUGGUGCCGAGGAUCUCGCCUUUGCUCUUGGUAAAAACCGAUCACUGAUGGAGCUGAACCUAGGUGCUAAUACACUGGGAGAUCCAGGAGUGAAUCUGGUAUCUGGGGCUAUAAGGAAUUCGGAGUGUAAAAUACAGAAACUGUGGUUGAGGGAUGUUGGUCUCACAGAUUCUGGUGCGAAGGAUCUCGGCUCUGCUCUCAGUACAAAACCAUCACUGACAGAGCUGAGUUUGAAUGAUAAUAAACUGGGAGAUUCAGGAGUGAAACUAGUGUCUGUGGCUCUAAAGAACUCAAAGUGUAAAAUACAGAAACUGUGGCUCAGGGAUGUCGGUCUCACAGAUUCUGGUGCCGAGGAUCUCGCCAGCACUCUCCGUAGAAACCCAUCACUGACGGAGCUGAACCUGGGAGGUAAUAAACUGGGAGAUUCAGGAGUAAAACUGGUGUCUGCGGCUCUGAGGAACCCGGAGUGUAAAAUACAGAAACUGUGGAUGUGGAAUGUCGGCCUCACAGAUUCAGCUGCCGGAGAUCUUGCCUCCGUCUUCGGUAGAAACGCUUCACUAAUGGUGCUCAGUCUGAAUAAUAAUAAGCUGGGAGAUGCAGGAGUGAAACUGGUGUCUGCGGCUCUGAUGAAAUCAGGAUGUAAAUUACAGGAAUUGGGGUUGAGGGAUGUUGGUCUCACAGAUUCUGGUGCGAAGGAUCUUGUCUCCGCUCUCAGUACAAACAAAUCACUGACGGAGCUGAACCUGAAUGAUAAUAAACUGGGAGAUUUAGGAGUGAAGCUGGUGUCUGCGGCUCUAAGGAACCCGAAGCGUAAAAUACAGAAACUGUGGCUCAGGGAUGUCGGUCUCACAGAUUCUGGUGCCGAGGAUCUCGCCUCCGCUCUCAAUACAAACCCAUCACUGACGGAGCUGAACCUGGGAGGUAAUAAACUGGGAGAUUCAGGAGUAAAACUGGUGUCUGCGGCUCUGAGGAACCCAGAGUGUAAAAUACAGAAACUGUGGCUAUGGAAUGUCGGCCUCACAGAUUCUGCUGCCGGAGAUCUUGCCUCUGCUCUCAGUAGAAACCCUUCACUAAUGGUGCUCAGUCUGAAUGAUAAUAAGUUGGGAGAUGCAGGAGUAAAACUGGUGUCUGCGGCUCUGUUGAAAUCAGGGUGUAAAUUACAGGAAUUGGGGCUGUGGAACGUCGGUCUCACAGAUUCUGGUGCCAAGGAUCUUGCCUCCGCUCUCAGCAUGAACCCAUCACUGACAGAGCUGAACCUGAAUGAUAAUAAACUGGGAGAUUCAGGAGUGAAACUGGUGUCUGCGGCUCUAAAGAACUCAAAGUGUAAAAUACAGAAACUGUGGCUGAGGAAUGUUGGUCUCACAAGUUCUGGUGCCAAGGAUCUUGCCACCACUCUCCGUAGAAACCCAUCACUGAUGGAACUGAACCUGGGUGGUAAUAAACUGGGAGAUUCAGGAGUGAAACUGGUGUCUGCGGCUCUGAGGAACUCGGGGUGUAAAAUACAGAAGCUGUGGCUGUAUGAUGUCGGUCUCACAGAUUCUGGGGCCGAGGAGCUCGUCUCCGCUCUCAGUGCAAACCCAUCACUGACGGAGCUGGACCUGAGUAAUAAUAAACUGGGAGAUUCAGGAGUAGAACUGGUGUCUGCGGCUCUUAGGAACCAGGAGUGUAAAAUACAGAAACUGUGGGUCGAGAAGUAGACCAGGAUGAAAUCGAAGAUGACGAUAAUUUUGCAAAAACGGGACCCCAAUAUUUGAUCCUCCACAUCAACCCAGCACGGUGGAGAACACACUCCACAACGAUCUGUCACCAGAUCGAACUCGGGAACUUCCCGAGCCCGGUGCCGAAACAUACGUUCUUAAGUGUUUUAUAUGCAUAGAAAAGGAAAAUAUACAGUAUAUACUAAGACAAACGUUUGACUAAUUGACACUAAAUAAUAAAGUAUGAACCUGUUCUGACUUACUUAGUAAGAGAACUUAUGAUUUUUUUCAAUCCCGAUGCACAAUAACUCAUGCACAUGUAUACUUUAAAUCAUCUCUAGAUUACUUAUAAUACCAAAUACAAUGUAAAUGCUAUGUAAAAUAGUUGUUAUACUGCAUUGUUUAGGGAAUCAUGACAAGAAAAAAAGUCUGUACAUGCUCGAACAACAAGUGCAGGAAGAGCACUGACCAGUUUUCGCGGAGCGCGGUUGGUUGAAUUUGUGCAUGCAGAAUCCACAGAUAAGGAGGGCCGACUAUACUUGUUGAUUAAUACUUAAUGAGAGUGCACUCUAUCAAGUGGGAUGUAGUAUCUGUACCAAGAAUCAAACUUAUGAUACCCCUGGAUCACUAAAUGGAACUUAUAGGGUUUGUGGAAAUAGGUCCUAUC